AUGAGUGCAAUGGCUCUACCAUUCUCUGACAAUGCAGUGUUGGCAGUGUCAAUAGGCUCCUCCAUUCUCUACGCAAUCAAUGUUAGAUCCGAGCCGUCCUUCUCGCGCAUGACAUUCAAGACGACAGCCACGGCACUACUCGCGCUCUUUGCCUUCACACAAGGUGAACACUGGCAACUAGUUCCAGCUCUCGCACUUGGAGCAAUAGGCGACGCCUUUCUUGCCUGGUCCGGCGAUGCCGCAUUUCUCCGGGGACUGUCCAGCUUUCUGAUUGCGCAUCUAUUCUACGUCUCGCUCUUUGCGGGCAUCGGCAAUGGAGUCGACUUCCUCCUCAACGACAAGCUGCGCCUAGGUCUGGCCGGAGGAAUGCUACUCCUAGCACCGGUGAUGAGCCUCACGCUCAUGCCAAAUGUCGCCAAGUCACUGCAAAUACCAAUCACAGUUUACUCGGCUGUCAUUUUGACCAUGGUGCUGGCCGUUCUCACUGUGGACAACAACCAGGUGGUUAUUGGGGCUGUGUUGUUUGCCAUAUCCGACACCGUCCUCGCAACAGACGAGUUUUUGAUGCCCAAAGAUUCUGGAUAUCGAGGGCUGAUGCAGUAUGUCGUGUGGUUGUUUUAUUACACGGGGCAGCUUCUUAUUGCUGCUGGGCUUGUUGACGGUUGGGAUUGGCUCAACAAAGUACAAUAG
Pochonia chlamydosporia 170 is the source of this 690-nucleotide messenger RNA. RefSeq names its product cyclic nucleotide gated channel beta 1. The record is from RefSeq and is a predicted model, not a curated record. Bases 1 to 690 code for a protein of 229 amino acids. The transcript has a single exon. Gene Ontology annotation, cellular component: membrane. Lineage: Eukaryota; Fungi; Ascomycota; Sordariomycetes; Hypocreales; Clavicipitaceae.